This is a messenger RNA of Saccostrea cuccullata (small rock oyster), 3263 nucleotides long. Its product is annotated as calnexin-like. The transcript has 22 exons. Bases 85 to 1857 code for a protein of 590 amino acids. NCBI's taxonomy places the organism in Eukaryota, Metazoa, Mollusca, Bivalvia, Ostreida, Ostreidae. Gene Ontology annotation, cellular component: endoplasmic reticulum membrane; endoplasmic reticulum. Gene Ontology annotation, biological process: protein folding. Gene Ontology annotation, molecular function: calcium ion binding. The record is from RefSeq and is a predicted model, not a curated record.
GAAAAUGCUCCACGUUUAGGGCAUAGGUUUUUACAGACGCAAGGUGUCGGUGUCAUGCUUGUUAUUUUCUGAAAUUUGGAUAUAAUGAAGAUGAAGUUGUAUACGGUGUGUAUGUUGGUGUUGGGGGUGUGUCUGAUGGGGGCGGUGUUUGCUGACACAGAAGAAGAGGAUGAUGAUGUUCAGGUGGAAGUGGAAGACGAUGAUGUCAAACCAGAAAAGCCGAAGUUUGUUCCUCCAAAGAUAGAUAAGAGUGUUCACUUUGCAGAUUCCUUUGACAAAAAAGAGAAUUUUAAAAGGUGGACUGUUUCACAAGCCAAAAAAGAUGGAGCAGAAGAAUCCAUAUCAAAAUAUGAUGGUAAAUGGCAGGUAGAGGAACCAAAGGACAGUGCUAUAGAGGGGGACCUAGGAUUAGUCAUGAAGUCCAAGGCAAAACAUCAUGCAGUAUCCUCCAAUCUUAAUAAACCUUUCAAGUUUGAUGGAAAACCCCUGAUUGUGCAGUAUGAAGUGAGAUACCAGAAUGGCAUAGACUGUGGAGGUGGAUACAUCAAACUCCUGUCAGACGAUCCUCUGUUAGACCUUCAAAAAUUUCAUGACAAGACCCCGUACACAAUAAUGUUUGGUCCCGAUAAGUGUGGACUGGAUAACAAGCUUCACUUCAUCUUCAGACACAAGAAUCCAAAGACAGGUGAAAUAGAGGAGAAACAUGCCAAGAAACCCACCGCAUCUCUAGAUAGUUACUUUAAUGAUAAGAAAACUCAUCUGUAUUCUCUCGUGGUAAACCCAGACAACACUUAUGAAGUAUCGGUAGAUGGGACUGUUGUUAAUGAGGGGUCCUUGUUAGAAGACUUCAGCCCACCGGUGAAUCCGCCAAAAGAAAUUGAUGAUCCCAAUGACAAGAAGCCAGCAGACUGGGAUGAAAGAGAAAAAAUUGCAGAUCCUGAUGCAGAGAAACCAGAGGACUGGGAUGAAAAUGAACCAGAGAAAAUUGUAGACACUGAGGCUACCAAGCCCGACGGGUGGUUGGAGAAUGAGAACAAGCUUGUUCCUGACCCAGAUGCGGAGAAACCGAAAGACUGGGAUGAUGAGAUGGAUGGUGAGUGGGAGGCUCCUCUUAUUGAGAAUCCAUUAUGUAAAGAUGCCCCUGGUUGUGGAAAGUGGGAACAACCUAUGAUUAAAAAUCCAAAAUACAAGGGAAAAUGGAGACCACCAAUGGUAGACAAUCCAAAUUACCAGGGUGUAUGGAAAGCCAGAAGAAUUCCAAAUCCAAACUUCUUUGAAGAUCUUUUACCUUAUCAAAUGAAUCCAAUCAAUGCGCUGGGAUUGGAGCUGUGGUCCAUGAAUGACGAGAUAGUGUUUGACAACUUUUUAAUCACUGAUGAUAAAGUGGUAGCAGAAAGGUGGACUGAACAGACAUUUAAUGUCAAGUCAGCCGCAGAGAAAGCAUCAUCUGGAGGGGCUUUUGGAUAUCUCUCGGCACUGAAGGGGGCGGCUGACGACAAACCCUGGCUCUGGGCUGUAUAUGUUGUGGUGCUUCUGCUCCCUAUACUGUUAAUUUCUAUCUGUUUAUGUCCCCGGAGUGGUCCCAUAAAGCCAGAGACUCUGGCAGACGCCAAAAAAACAGACGCAGUCUCACCAGACGAUGAGCAGAAAGAAGACGCAGGGUCAGCAGAGGAGGAAAAAGCGGGACCAGGGGGAGAUAAUAAACCCAGCACAAAGAAAUCCAAGUCUAGUCUAGAGACAGCAGAGGAUGAGGGAGAAGAUGAAGUAGAUGAGGACAAUGAUACGGCAGAGGAGGAAAAAGGGGAGAGUGGAUCACCAAGAAGAUCUCCCCGAAAGAGGAAGUCAAGAAAGGAUUGAUAGAAGCUGUGUACUAGAAGGAGUGAGAGACGAGUGACAGAGAUUAUAUGCAAAGCUGAUGGAAGCAGCCUAAUCCAUAGCAAAACAUCUCACAGUUCACAUCAUUCAUAAACGCUGAACAGUCUUAAAAGUCGUCAUUCUUUUUAUAAACUUUCUUUUCAUGAGUCAAGUGAGGAAGAAGAUAUGUAUGUAGGUAAUGAAUAUUUUAUGUUGUUUUACAGUGUGAUUAGAUUGAUGGAUUAGGACCCUUAAAAAUGACUUACAUUAACAUUAGAAUUAGUAAAGACUUGCAUUGGGAAGUAGGGAAAAUAUUUGGAAUUAGAAAUGAUUUGCUUCAAUAAGUAUUUAUUGUAUAUCUUUGUUAAAAUAAGUACACACUGAAUCCUUUAUAAACUUAUUGAAGGUCGUUUAAUUCCAUGCAUAAAUUUGUGGUAAUCAUCAUAUUCGUGGAUUUAAUGAUUGUCAGUGUGUUAAUACAUGUGGGUUUUUUUUUUUAAAGUUUUAAUGUAAAUUGUAUUUUAUGUCAUGUAUUUGUUAUUUGGUAGUAAAAUGUCAGGUCUGUACUGUAAAAUGAAUUGCAUCGUUGAGUGAAAUGUGUGAUGUCAUAUUUAAUAGUUGUGAUGUUUGGUGUCAGACUCUGUUGAUUCUUUAGUGAUUCACACUUAAUACUAACUUAUAGAUACAUGUACAUGUACUCAGAAUAUAUUCUUUUUUUUACGUUUUAGAUAUUGAUCUUGCUUUAAUACCUACAUGUAUUCCAGUUAUGAAUUGCCAAGAAAAACAUCAAUUUCCUAUAAAGUUUGUUAAAAAACGAAUGCUCUAUUAACAUCAGUUUCUUUCAAAGUUUGUUAACAAAUGAAUGCUCAAUUUCAAAAUCUUUUAGAAUUUGUUGCUUGCUAUUAUUUAACAUAAUUCCAUAAUCUGACUAUCUUUGUAUCUUGUAACACAGUAUGUACUGUAAACCAACUAUUAUUCGUGAAAAUCUGGGGUAAACAAGUUUGCGAAGAUUAAUUAUUGCGAUCAAGCCUUUUCUUGUUCUGUUGUUAAUAGACACAGAGACUUUGAGGACCGGUUCACAGCGAGAAAUAUUCAGAACAACCAGACUCUUGCAAUACCUCGAGAAAAAUUCUCACAGGUGAAUUAAAGUUGGUUUACAGUAUUUUCUGAUUUCUGUUCUGUAACCUGUUGUUACUUCAGUGAUGUUUGACUAUAAACAUAGAUUGUAUUCAUUGAUACACGUGUCGGGUGCAGUUUAUAUUCAGUGAGAGCUAGGUAUCAGGCAUCCUGUGGGGUGGAUGUGUCUCUUGAGAGUGUGUGUAGAGCAGAGAUGAAAAUGAUGCCUUUUUAAAAUUUAUUUAAUUUUGUUUGUGCACAAUUGUGCAAGUUUUGAAUGAAAAAUUGUUAUC